Messenger RNA from Effrenium voratum, 1899 nucleotides. Lineage: Eukaryota; Dinophyceae; Suessiales; Symbiodiniaceae. The record is from the annotation of a GenBank genome assembly.
AUGCGGCGGGAGCACAUCCGUGUGGCCAAGGAGGAGCAGAAGCGGCGCCUCGCAGCAGCGACCUUGGCACUCACAGCGGACCCAAAGACGAUGGACCCGUACGCCAUGAAGGUAAUACUGCGCGCCUGGCAAAGCUUGAUGAUCGACACGCGGGCCCAAUCCGCCAUCAAGGUGGAGCGCCAGCGUGGAGAGGAACGCGAAAAGGAGCGGAAGAGUCAGGCCCAACGGCGAUUCGCCAUGCUCAUCACUGAGGCGCAGCUGAGCUCGGAUACCAAGAACUUUUCCGAGAAGCCGUGCAGCCUGGUUCCAUCGAAGACCGAGCUGCCCAACGCAUUCUGCUCGCCUUGCGUGCAGCUAGGAUCGCAGGGCAUCAACCUGCUGCUGAACUACCUCUUGAAUGCGGGUGUGGUGGAGAGUUGCUCCAAGCUCUGUGAGCAUCUGAAGAGCAAGCCGGAGCAGUUGGCCUGUAACCUUGCAUGCGAUCUGGUCGGCAUCAAGGAGUUCGUGAAAGCCUUGAACCACACGGACCUGGAUCCCAUUUACCUUUGCGAGAUCAUCAAAGCUUGCCCGGCUGGCCCGGACGAUGCGGACGCGAGCAUCCUGGACGUGAAGGCCACGCCCACGAGUGUGGCCAAGGGCGACACUGUGCAGAUGAUGUGCGACGUGAAGGUCGCAAAGGCCUCGGGCGUGGGGGAGUUCCGCUUGGCAGUGAAGGGCCCAGUGACCGCAGACGUGGGCCAGAGCUUCCUGCUGCCCAAGGGCCUGAAGGAAGGCACUGAGCAGCUCGCUGUCCAGCUGGAGGUCAAGGACGACACCAGCGGGGAUGAGCCGGUUGUUUGGUCGCCUGGCAACAUCCUUAGCACCAGCCCAGAUGCAGGUGAGUGGAGCACCGAGCAGAAACAAAAUGAGUUCGCCACAGGCAGCUUCAUUUGUGGCAGAAUCUUCUGCCAGCGGGUCAAGUACUCAGCCGCCUCCGCCGCAAAUGACCGGGUCGCCACUCUCAGAUGCCUGUCAUCUCUGCAAGCCACACAUGUCCUACUUCAUGUUGGAAGGCCGUCACGGCCCCUGAACAGCUCCCAGGUUGAGUGGGCUUUCCAUCCUCAGACAGAAGUUCAGACUGAAGUUCUCAGGCAGCUCUCCCUGAUGGGCAACUAUCCUGUGCAUCCACAGGUUACACCCCCCUGGUCAGUGCCGCGGAGUCUUGGCCGUGCUCAGGGUUUGCAGAUGCACCCUGCGAAUAGAGACGACCGCCACAUGCGGCUGCGGAUUGCCAUCAUGCAGUUCUACGAGAAGCACAGUCCUGAAAAGCUGACAGAGGACGACUUCAUUGAUUUCAUUUGCAGCGUAUAUGGAGGGCGUGAAGCCGAGCUGGACGAGGCGUUGCGUUGGAAGUAUGGCGUUGGCUUGCGGCUGCCACAGACGUCCGCUUGGCUGAUGCCAUCCUCUCCGCAAGCAUUUGCCGGUCUUGGAAGGAUGACUGGCGAGCUCUCCAGCCCAGGUAGCUUCGAUCCGGCCUGCGUCAACAGCGAUCAGGCCUGGCUUCAUGCAGGUUCAGCCCAGCAACAGUGCAGUUCCAUGCAGCAUGGCGGAGGUAGCCAAAUGGAAGAACCCAGCAGGAUGAUCAAUCAGCGGCUUCAACAGCUCCAGCAGCUGAAUUCAAGCUUGCCGGAUGAUGCAGCUGCUGGCAUCUAUGACUUUGGCUGCGACGAAGGCUCCCUGCCGAGCUGGACUUGUGCCUUGGAAGGCACUCAGCACGAUGACUCGGAGGGCCCAGAGUUAAGCUGGAUCGACGAAAUUGUCAUGGAGGACGGUGGCCUGGAAGUCCCGGAUGAAGUCGCCCGCGCUAUUCUUAGCAAGAAUGCUACGAAAUAUCGCGAUCUGAGGUUAUUGAUUAAGUAA